Microsporum canis CBS 113480 is the source of this 768-nucleotide messenger RNA. RefSeq lists its product as hypothetical. The transcript is spliced from 2 exons. Lineage: Eukaryota; Fungi; Ascomycota; Eurotiomycetes; Onygenales; Arthrodermataceae. The coding region runs from base 1 to 768 and encodes 255 amino acids. The record is from RefSeq and is a predicted model, not a curated record.
AUGAUGGGCCCAAUCGAAGAUGAUGCCAAGGAGAACUAUGGAAUAUUUCGGGAGUGCGUGUCGAAAUCGAUCCUAAACCGUUCGAUAGAGAAAUCCAGCAUGGUUCGACGGAGGAGAAAUAGAAGAUCCAAUGCCAAAACCGGCUAUACGAAAGCUUCGUUUCCCGAAGAUAAUGAUCCCGCUGAAUUAGCAGAAUUCAUUGAUUUCAUUGCUCAGGAGAUAUUUAGCUCGUUCCCAAGAGAUGUACAGACUCUCUCUUUCAAUACCAUACAAUCAUCUUCUACUCUCGCAGAAACCUAUGCAGGAGGCAUUUCAGGAACUACCAUCGAAUUUUUAGCAUCAUUAGUCGAUCCGGCAGUCGCUGAGUCUCUGGUUACCUAUGGCUUGAUGUCAGAGCCAUCUGAUCUUACGACUGUCCUUUCUUCUGUUUUUAUGGAAUAUUCUUCCACCGUUACUGCUAAACCCCCUCCCUUCAGUGCCACGCGAUCCUCUGCCUGUGAGAUUUGUGAGCGGGAUUGGAUACCCCUAACCUACCACCACCUUAUACCCAAGGCUGUCCACGGCAAAGCUUUGAAGCGUGGGUGGCAUGAGGAGUGUGAUUUAAACCAAGUUGCUUGGCUCUGUCGUGCUUGCCAUAGCUACGUGCAUAGGAUGGCAUCUAAUGAGGAGCUGGCUAGAGAGUGGUACACAGUCGAGGCAAUACUGGACAGGGAUGACACUCAAGAAUGGGCGAAAUGGGCAGGUAGACUGCGCUGGAAAUCACGGUAG